Messenger RNA from Impatiens glandulifera, 2306 nucleotides. Its product is annotated as protein ACCELERATED CELL DEATH 6-like. The record is from RefSeq and is a predicted model, not a curated record. The transcript has 2 exons. The coding region runs from base 66 to 2165 and encodes 699 amino acids. Lineage: Eukaryota; Viridiplantae; Streptophyta; Magnoliopsida; Ericales; Balsaminaceae. Gene Ontology annotation, cellular component: plasma membrane. Gene Ontology annotation, molecular function: protein phosphatase regulator activity; protein phosphatase 1 binding.
GAUUGGAUUCUCUCUCUCCCUCCUUCCUUAUUUCUCUAUUGAAAUCCAUCCCAUAAUAAUCUCACAUGGGACGUAUAGAUUUGGAACUCGAGAAUAGAUACAGAAGUAGACGCUCGGAGAGGAAUCUUCAAUUGCUCCAACAAGGGCAGCAGCAACAACAAGAACAGAAUGGUAUUAAUGGCGAUAGUAUACAGGCCUCAGAUUCAGACCUCGAAGAAGAUCAUAAUAAUAAUAAUAAUAAUACCCCGGAAGGAGGAAUAUUAAACGCUCCCGAUCCUAUAGUUAUUAUGGUAAUGGAUCUCCAACUCUACAGGGCUACAAUCGAAGGCGACCAAGACAAAUUCAUCAGCACAUUGAUCAGAGUGUCGAACGAAAAGGGUCUGUCGUCGUCGGUCACCGCAAUUCUGAACCAGGUCACCCGGCCACUAGGGAACACCUUCCUCCACCUGGCCGCCGAAUAUGGCCAUCAUAACUUGGCCGGACACUUGGCUUGCAAGUUUCCUCAUUUAUUGGUUACAAGAAACGAAAGGGGAGACACUCCUUUCAUUGUAGCUGCUAGAGCAGGACAAAAAUUAACGGCCGAUAUCAUAUCCCGUUUCGCGGAAGACUCUCCUAAUUGUAAUUCGGGACUAACCGAGGGCCGACGAAAGCCUGAUCUCAUGUUGAGGAUGACGAAUAGAGAUGGGAAUACUGCUCUUCAUGAAGCCUUGAUUGCUAAACAUCAUGAUAUGGUCAAUUGCUUGAUUUCAACAGACGAUGAAGUCCCAUUUUGUUAUCCAAAUACACAUGGCAAAACUCCUUUGUAUAUUGCCAUUGAAACAGCUACUCAGAUUACCCUCGUAAGGAGAAUGUUGCAGCUCCUUGCUUCUAGAAACCCAGAUGAGAUCAAAAUUGCAGGAAAAUCGCCUAUUAAUGCUGCAAUUAAAGCAAUGAAUACAGACAUGUUAGUGAUGCUGUGUGAAAAAAUACCUUCAUUGAUUCAUACAAGAGAUGCUGAAGAUGGUGGCACUCCACUCCAUUGUGCGGCCUCUGUUGGCUACUAUAAAGGUGUUGAGUUCUUUUUGAAUCGAUGCACCGAAUUCAUUUUGGAACACGAUAACAACGGUUUACUGCCUAUCCAUAUCGCAUCACAGAAGGGUCAUGUAGAAAUAGUGAAGAAGUUACUAGUUGAAUAUCCUAACACUAGGGAGAUGCUAACAAUGAAAGGAGAAAACAUCCUUCACAUUGCAUCCAAGUUCGGAAAGAUUGAUGUUGUCAAGUAUGUUUUAGAGAAUCCUGAGCUGGGAAUUCUCUUAAACCAGAAAGACUGUAAAGGGAACACGCCUCUUCAUCUAGCAACUAGGAAUUGGUUUCCUAGUAUAGUAAGUUGUUUGACAUGGAAUAAAGGUGUUGAAUUAAACCUCGUCAAUGAUUAUGGAAUGACUGCUUUGGAUAUAGUCGAGGAAUUUGGGGGAAUAUCGCCUUCAUAUCGAAAGAGACUAACAUGGGUGGCUUUGAAAUCUGCCGGAGGAAAGCCAAACAAAUAUCCAAAAGCUCUUUAUAAUACCAGUAUUGUAGAUUCAGGAAUCCAAAAUGAUUAUCAAGUGGCACAAAGUAAGGAGGUGGAUUACAAUGAUAGGGUAAACACUCUUCUUUUGGUGUCAACAUUGGUGGCAACUGUUACCUUUGCAGCUGGUUUCACAAUGCCCGGGGGUUACAAUAAUACCCUAUCCGACCCAUUUUUAGGACAAGCGACCAUGCUGAAUAAACAGGCCUUUCAAGCCUUUGUGAUAUGUGACACCAUAGCAAUGUACAGCGCCAUCAUUGUGGCUGUUACAUUAAUAUGGGCUCAAUUGGGUGAUGUUCAUUUGGUACUUUCUUCUCUAAACUUGGCUAUGCCGCUACUGGGAGUGUCUUUAACCACUAUGUCCGCUGCAUUUUUGGCCGGAGUAUCCUUAGUAGUUACCAACCUCGGGUGGUUGUCGCACCUCAUUUUGAUAAUGGGAAUCGUCUUCCUUUCUAUUAUUUUACUGCUUUUCAUCCCUCUGUUCUUGCCCAAUUCUUCCAAAAAUUAUGUCAUGCGUUACAUCUCCUACUACUUCUUCUUCCAGCUGUUGCUCAUAGCUUCUGGUUGUAAUGAUCGUGAUAAUGCUGAUGAAGAAAAAGAAGAAGAUAGAGCUGCAUGAUUGACUUAAUUAUAUAUGACCCAUUAUUAUUUUAUGUACACUAAUUAUAUAUGUUUUUCAAUGUAAUAAUAUUUGUGUAAUGAACUCAUGUUUAUGCAUCUAUCUAUCUUAGAUGAAUCGAUUUCUCAUUCAUAAAUAAAU